AUGCUUAUCCUUUGGCUUUGGACGCUUCUUGUGGCCUCGGCUCGUGCGCUUGCGCCAGUGCAAGACUUCAGAGUGCCAGGUAUGGCAAAGGUGGUUUCUAAGGCUUGGAGCGUGCCUCGGUUGAACGCCAACUCUAACCAGGCCACGGUGCCUGCGGCCAGAACGGUGCUGGCGAAACUGCUGGGGCCGGAAAUUCGGUUGGGUGACUCGGUGCUUCCGCUUUGGACGGAUCUGGCGAACUCAAUUUACUAUGUGAACCUGACGGUGGGCGAGAAGGACGAGGAUAUCAAGUUCCCGCUUCUUUUGGAUACGGGGAGCGGGAUUUCGUGGAUUAUGAACGAUUCGUGUUCGUCUCUGGCGUGUGGGAACUCUGCUAAGUUUCAGCAGACUGUGGUGCCUAAAUCGCUGUUUUAUCUUUCGUAUUCGGGGAGCCCAGUGCUGGGCCAGAUGGUCGAUACGGCUGAAAACGAUUUGGAGUUUAAUAUUGGUGGUUCUUUGAAAUUGACGAAUUAUUCGUUUGGCGUGGCUCUGACGGCUCCGUCGUUCUUUGAAUCUUUUAAUUUAAGUGGGAUUCUCGGUGUUCAGGCUACUUAUGAUGAUAAGGAAAAAUCAAAUAUGAUCCACCAGCUUUACUAUGCUGGGGACAUUGACAAGAUGGAGUUUGCUGUUCUUUUGAAUGGUAUUUCAAAUGUAAGCCAUUCCCUCGGCGGAGUGUUCAUUACUGGCUCCGACGCUACAAAUUACGCCUCGAAAUUGGCUUCUUCUGAAAUACAAUACUGUGACGUUCUUCAAAACGACCAACUGUUCUGGAUGUUGAACAUUUCCAGCGUCCAUUCAGGUGAAAACCACGCCAUCAACUCCAGCAGAGGAGCUAUCAUCGACACAGGCACUACAGGCAUGGCACUUUCUCGUGAUGAUGCCGACGCGUUACAUAAAGCUGCAUUUGGACUGGACUAUGUCGGCGACGAAGAGGGAAAUUUUGCAUUCAGAUGUAACGCCACGGGUAAUUUGUCCUUUGCUAUUGACGGGCACACGUUUGACCUUCCUGUGGCACAUAUCAGAGCCCUGGAGUACGACGUACCAAUUCUCCAAGGUUACUGUGCAUCCAAGAUCCAAGGCAAACCUAACUUGAACACCUGGAUUCUCGGUGCCAGCUUCCUCGGCAAUUUUUAUACCAUUUUUGAUCUCGAGAAGAGCAGAGUGGGCUUUGCACCACGCGUGGAAUCUUUCCAAAUAACCUCACCAGAUAGCACUGCAAGCCAGUCUAGUUCAUCCGCCACGCUGUCAGCCACAAAGUCCUCCUCGUCUGCUUCUUCUUCCACAGCAUCUUCAUCCACAUCGAGCUCCGGAGCUCGCUCUUCAAACAAUACUUCACAACCAGAGCAACAUAAUCUGGCGUCAAGCCUUUCACACAUAAGUUGUCUCGUGGUUCUUGCAUUCAGCAUCUUGUUACUUUCAUAG
This is a messenger RNA of Candidozyma haemuli, 1461 nucleotides long. Its product is annotated as pepsin-like aspartic protease. The record is from RefSeq and is a predicted model, not a curated record. Gene Ontology annotation, biological process: proteolysis. Gene Ontology annotation, molecular function: aspartic-type endopeptidase activity. Lineage: Eukaryota; Fungi; Ascomycota; Pichiomycetes; Serinales; Metschnikowiaceae. Bases 1 to 1461 code for a protein of 486 amino acids. The transcript has a single exon.